Thamnophis sirtalis is the source of this 476-nucleotide messenger RNA. Lineage: Eukaryota; Metazoa; Chordata; Lepidosauria; Squamata; Natricidae. The record is from RefSeq and is a predicted model, not a curated record.
GAGAGAGUGUGGACCCAGCACUGGCCGGCCUCUUGGGUCGCCAUGGACCACGUUCCAAGCAGCCCUUCGUGGUGACCUUUUUCCAGGAGAGUGAAAACCAGGUCAGACUCCCCCGAGCGGCCAAGCAGGCAAAACGACGACUGCAGCACAGGAAGAGCUACAGCUUCCCGCACUCCAACAGGCUCCCAGGGGUUUUUGAUGAUGUGUAUGUUUCUGAACAUAGCCAGGUCUGCAGAAGGCAUGAACUGAAUGUCAAGUUUCAAGAUUUUGAUUGGCUGGACUGGGUGAUUGCCCCCCAGAGUUACCCCGCAUUCUACUGUGAUGGAGAGUGUGUGUUUCCCCUGAAUUCCUCCAUGAACGCCACCAACCAUGCCAUCGUCCAGUCGCUGGUCAGUAUCUCUUGCGGGAGGCAGCAGAUGAAGCUUUUGUGCCUUGUUGUUGUUGUUGUUGUUUUUUACAUCCACCUCCACGGCUAA